AUGGACACUGCAGGAAAGACAAUCACAUGCCGGGCAGCCAUUGCCUGGAAAGAAAAGUCUCCUCUUAAAAUUGAAGAAGUGCAGGUUGAGCCACCGAAAUCUGGAGAAGUUCGCAUUAAGAUGGCUUCUACAGGGAUCUGUGGUACCGAUGACCAUGUGCUGAAAGGAGACCUCUCGUUGAAAUACCCUUUAAUUCCGGGUCAUGAGGGAGCAGGAAUUGUGGAAUCUGUCGGCGAUGGGGUUUGCUCUGUGAAACCAGGAGAUAAAGUCCUCACGCUCAUUGUUCCACAGUGUGGAGAAUGUGAUGCCUGCUUGCACUGCUUAGGAAACUUCUGUGACAAACAAGAUAUUCUCCCGUGUUCCGGGGUAAUGAUGGAUGGGACCUCGAGAUUUUCCUACCGAGGACAGACGGUUUAUCAUUCCUUCCGCACGAGCACAUUCACCGAGUACACUGUUGUGCCCGAGUUCGCUGUGGUAAAAAUUGAUGAUGCAGCUCCGUUGGAUGAAGUUUGUCUCAUAAGCUGUGGCGUCCCUACAGGCUAUGGAGCUGCUGUUAACUCAGCCAAGGUCACCCCUGGCUCCACCUGCGUGGUUUUUGGACUCGGAGGGGUCGGCUCAGCCAUUGUCAUGGGCUGCAAAGCUUCUGGUGCUUCUAGAAUCAUCGGGGUUGACAUCAAUGAGCAGAAGUUUCCCCGGGCAAGAGCCUUGGGUGUCACUGAUUGUCUCAACCCUACAAAGCUGCAGAAGCCUGUCCAGGAGGUGGUGAUGGAAAUGACGGGUGUCGGUGCUAACUUUGCCUUUGAGGCCGUUGGAAAGAUUGAAACCAUGCUCGCUGCUUGGAACUCCUGCAACAGCAGCUACGGGGUCUGUCUGAUCGUCGGGGUGGCUCCAGUAAAUGCACAGCUGUGCCUUCAGGCGGUCCCGAUUGUGUCUGGAAAAACCCUGAAGGGCGUGUGUCUGGGAGAUUAUAAGACCAAAGACUGUAUUCCCCAGCUAGUAACUGACUAUCUCCAAAACAAGAUUAACAUUGAUCCACUAGUGACUCAUCAGCUGCCUUUUGACGAACUCCACAAAGCCAUGAAACUGUAUUAUAAAGGAAAAACCAUCCGCUGUGUUCUACUUUUCUGAGAUCUCAAUGUUGAAAGUGCAAGAGCAUCCCGAAUGGCUUUCCUUCCUUUCCUGUUUCAACUCUGAUUAUCCCCGAGCUGCCGGAAGAGACGGUGCAUCAGUGGCAGGAAGACAGUGUAGCUGUAUAUCGUGAAAUGAGGGCCUCUUUGCCAUACUGAUAAUAAAAUAAGUUGGAAAAACUGGUGUGCAGCUCACACUGUGACCUUAAAAAGAGAAGUGAUUGCAUUUGAUUCGUGAUAGUAUUGAUUAUGUCCACAACCCAUCUGAUCACUGCCAUAAGUUCAUGAAAGCUGUCUCUGUGUUCACAUGUUCCAGAUGCUUUCAUCUGUGUAGAUCUCCCUGCGUCUUCCACACCAUUCUUGAGCUGACAUAAUGAUCCUUUGCUUUCCCAACAUGCUGUGGUGAAGUCAUCAAUGAAAGGCCCCCUCAGAUGCAGCGAGCCAUUUUCUGUCCUUCAGGAUUUAUGCCAACCAUUGCUCUUACUCAUGAAGUAGUGAGGCAUGGCUCCUAGUUGCAUAUUUGGAAAAAUUUUACAACUUAGAACCCAAGGAGAAGGUAGAGGAUCUUCCCAGAGAAGCUUGGUCACAUCCCUAGCACCCUACCUCCUAAUUCCACCAAGCAUUUUCUCAUCCACAACUUUAAUGUAGUCUUCUCAUUUAAAGCUGAGAGACAGAGGAGAGGGAAUGAGGCUUAGCUCUUCUUAUUCUUGACUUUUCCCUCAUGCUUUAUACUCUUACCUUUGGGUUUUGAAACAUGAGGAAAAUUCUUUCAUAUUCUCCUUCACUCUGUUCUGAUCCUGCUAGUUUUUAACUGGAAUCCACCACUUCGUAGAGAAAGGGAAUUAUGCAUGCUACUGCAUUCUUAAGUUUUCAAAACACUGUUUAAAUUGCAUUUUUUCUUUGUUUCUAAAUUUUAAAAAUUAGUCUUAAAAGUACUAAAAUGAUCUUUCAAAAGAGGCAUCUAAAUGUGUUCCUAAUUUUGUUUCUGGGCUUAGAUUUUUCUAAUCAAUUUUUUAAAAGCUGGUGACAAAUCUGAUUGAAUAAUAAUGGGGAAAAUGUUGGUGAUGUAAAACAAAUAUGUAUGGAAGAUAUUAUGUAUUCUAUAAAAAUGGUAAUAGAUGAAUGCCUUAAUAUGUAAAGAAUGUUUAUAAAUUAAUAAAUAUAUGAUAAAUAUUCCAGUAGAAAAUUAACUUGCCAGAAACAAG
This is a messenger RNA of Microtus oregoni (creeping vole), 2332 nucleotides long. Its product is annotated as alcohol dehydrogenase 1-like. The coding region runs from base 1 to 1128 and encodes 375 amino acids. The transcript is spliced from 9 exons. Gene Ontology annotation, molecular function: zinc ion binding; all-trans-retinol dehydrogenase (NAD+) activity. The record is from RefSeq and is a predicted model, not a curated record. Gene Ontology annotation, cellular component: cytosol. Lineage: Eukaryota; Metazoa; Chordata; Mammalia; Rodentia; Cricetidae. Gene Ontology annotation, biological process: retinol metabolic process; retinoic acid metabolic process.